GGGGAUGAGACGAUGCAUAGACACUAAAAGUGCUACGGGACCGACCAUAGCAAGAAAAACCAAGCUUGAGAGAAAGAAAAGUAUUAUUGCAAAGCGUCUUUACAUUUGUUUAUGCAUUAGUUCAUUGUGUCAUAUUGCAUCAGGGGAAGAUGUUCUACACAUGUGGUCCAAAUGAGGCUAUGGUCGUAUCAGGGUUCUGUCGUUCUCCUCCAGUAAUGAUUGCUGGAGGAAGAGUGUUUGUGCUUCCCUGUGUUCAACAGAUCCAGAGGAUCUCCCUGAACACUCUGACGCUGAACGUGAAGAGUGACAAAGUCUACACUCGCCAUGGAGUACCCAUCUCUGUCACAGGCAUCGCCCAGAUGAAGAUACAGGGACAGAACAAACAGAUGCUGGCCGCAGCCUGUCAGAUGUUCAUGGGGAAGUCAGAGGGCGAGAUCGCCCAGAUCGCCUUGGAGACGCUGGAGGGCCACCAGAGGGCCAUUAUUGCCCAUCUGACUGUGGAGGAGAUCUACAGAGACAGGAAGAAGUUCUCGGAGGAGGUGUUUAAGGUAGCCUCGUCCGACUUGGUAAACAUGGGAAUUAGCGUGGUCAGCUACACGCUCAAAGACGUUCAUGACGACCAGGACUACCUCCACUCCCUGGGCAAGUCCAGGACAGCCCAGGUGCAGAAAGAUGCCCGCAUCGGAGAGGCCCAGUUCAAGAGGGAUGCUGUAAUCAGGGAGGCCCAUGCCAUGCAGGAGAAGAUCUCGGCCCAGUAUGUCAACGAGAUUCAGAUGGCCAAGGCUCAGAGAGACUAUGAGCUGAAGAAAGCCUCCUAUGACAUUGAGGUCAACACCAAGAAGGCAGAAUCUGAGAUGGCCUACCAGCUGCAGGUGGCCAAGACCAAGCAACGCAUCGAGGAGGAGAAGAUGCAAGUGAAGGUGGUGGAACGCUCUCAGCAGAUCAUGCUCCAGGAGCAGGAGAUCACGCGCAGGGAGAUGGAGCUGGAGGCCAAGGUCAAGAAGCCAGCCGAGGCCGAGAGAUACCGCCUUGAGAAGCUGGCUGAGGCGGAGCGUGCCCAGCGCAUCAUGGAGGCCGAGGCGGAGGCAGAAUCUAUUAGAAUUAAGGGAGAUGCCGAGGCCUUUGCCGUGGAGGCGAAGGGGAGAGCCGAGGCGGAGCAGAUGGCAAAGAAGGCCGAAGCCUUUGAGCAGUACAAGGAGGGAGCCAUGGUGGACAUGCUGCUGGAGCAGUUACCCCUGAUGGCAGAGGAGAUCAGCAAGCCCCUGGGGCAGGCUCACAAGAUCACCAUGGUUUCCAGCGGGGGUGCCGAAGUGGGCGCGGCCAAGCUCACAGGGGAGGUGCUGGACAUUAUGACCCGCCUUCCAGCUGCCGUGGAGAAACUGACUGGUGUCAGCAUCUCUCAGGCGACCACUCGUAUGGGCUGAGGAGAUGCACCAGGGCUCAGGCAGACAUUUCACCGCUCCUCUGCCUGGCUGUAGAUUCUGCAUGUCUACUAUUGCAGCCUUACGUCCUCCAGUAUGUUUCAACAACAACAUAUCUAUAUCUCUUAUCUCUAAUAGUAAUCCUCUUUUCUAUCCGUGUCUUAAUGACCCUUUCUAUGCUUAUCUCAACGUUGCACACUAACACUUUUUCUACCUGUCCUUAACCGUUUUCUCAACGUUUCAUCUUCAUUCGCCUCUCGUUUCCCCGUUUCAUAACUGCCUGAGUACACUGCCUUGCUGGCGAUCCCUAAGUGCAUCUUAACUGCCGAAUUCAACACAAAUGUGCUGUCAAAUCUGCCGGUACUUUCCUUAUCAGACUCUUGCUAAUCAGAAAACCGGUGGCAAAGGCCAAUUCCAUUUUUCACUUGGUAGUUUUUAUAGUUUGACAUAAUGGAAUUUGAUGGAGAGUUGUCAUGGCUUUGUUGGUACUGAGUUUGAAUAGUGUGUUGUGAUCAACAGUGAAUGUACCAAUACUAACCAAUUGAAGAAUCUGAUAUUGUAACGGAUACUUGCAAAAGGCUUGGGGAAAAGUAGUAUGACUAGGCCAUUCAAUUCAGUUGUAGUUUCAAUAUUAUCAUUAUUCUCCAUGGGUGUCUAUUUGAGAAAUGUGCGCUUUCACAGUGAUUUAUCUAUUACUGUUACGACCCCAACAAGCUUUUCAUGUUGUUUUCAGAUUUUCUUAAAGUGAGUCAUUAGAAAUUACCUAGUCAAAAAAAUUAUGUAGAAAUUCUAACAAAUGUGACUUGUGUAGUGCUUGGUGACGGGUUGAGUCCUUUCUAUACCUAUUGAAACAAAGGUAUGUGACGUUAUCACGGAAUAUUGCAGUUCUACCUAACACUGUCAAGUUGUAAGAUGUAUGUUACAAUGUUAGUCAGGAUGUACUGUUGUUGCUGUGUUGAGGAGGGCCGCAGAUUGACUGUAAUAGAAGUUGAUAAUGAAUAAUUAAGGGAGACAGUUUUUUUUUUUAAGUUGGAAGUAGAAUGCAAGGUGUCAUGCCCGAAAUAACCAAUUCAAACUAACGCAAGUUGUGUUCGAAUUCAUUACAAUAGCAUGAUUUUUCAGGACGUUUAAUUGUAGCAACUUUUCUGGUUUAUGCACAGAAAAUGGCCAGUUCACUAGGAGAGACAUUCCCCAGUGUCAGUGGUUCUUCAUCAUUCAGUGAUUGCCUCGGAUCAGUCGGUUCAAUAGAGCAUUCAGCUAGUCUAAGGCCCUAGUCUGAUUCGUGUCUGAUGUGGCUGUAGUGAUGAGCAAGGCUGGACCGACCCCAUAGCACGUGAGGCGGACCAUCAACUUGACUCCAUGUCGCCCUCUACCUCACCAUCACCACACGCUUAUACUUUCCCGUUUGUGAAACACAAGAUUGUGCAUGUGAUUAUUAUAUAAUGUAUUGGUUAUUUUUAUGAUUUGUCAGUCUGAUGAUGUCUUGAUGCACUACUGUUAUGGGUUAAUUACUAAACCAGGGACUGAACCAGAGGAUCCAAAAACAGCCAAAGGACCAUAGUUUGGGAUAUUUUUGAUUACCUGCUGUAAUUAUUGUAGAAAUGCCACUACUGUACCUGUUUUAAGUGAAGUAUUUUAAGCUUUAAUCAAUUUAUACUGUUUAUGAAAAUAAGAAACUCUUAUUGUGACUCCGCUUUUUAUGUGAACGUUUCACAUUUAUUUUACGUUGUGAAGGACAACCUGUUCUGAGCCCCACCUCCAGUUCUGGCUGUGUCAUAAAGGGUUUAACCUUCAGUUAAAUCCAGAGUACUCAAACCUCUUUAUCCUCAUGCUGUUGUUCGGUUCCAUCUUUGAACCAAUGAGACAAUCUGUUUUCAUGUCUUGUUCUACCAAGGAAUAACAAGUGGUUGCUAAUAUAUUCAUAUAUGGCAUGUUGGGCUUAUUUAAGUUACUGAUAUAUUAAAUGAAAAUAAUAGGAUACAUUUAAUGGGAAGUUGAUUGGAUCCAUUUUAUUUUAGUUAUAUUUAAACUGUGUGUGUUAAGUGUUUCUGAGGACAUAACCAAACUUGGAAUGUGCCUCCAUUGUUUUACAUUUUUUUUGUAUCUGCACUGCUGUCAUUAGGAAUCCAAUCAUUUUUACUCUGUAGGAAAUGUAUACUCUUGAAUUACUGAUUAUCAAAUACAUAAUUCCUUCGAUUCCAAAACCACAA
Esox lucius (northern pike) is the source of this 3631-nucleotide messenger RNA. It is a transcript of the gene flot1a, whose product is annotated as flotillin 1a. Gene Ontology annotation, biological process: protein localization to plasma membrane; positive regulation of cell junction assembly; protein kinase C signaling. Lineage: Eukaryota; Metazoa; Chordata; Actinopteri; Esociformes; Esocidae. The transcript is spliced from 13 exons. Bases 150 to 1424 code for a protein of 424 amino acids. Gene Ontology annotation, cellular component: plasma membrane. The record is from RefSeq and is a predicted model, not a curated record.